GCCGCGGCGCGGCGCCUUUGUCAUGAUGGCCAGCUACCCCGAGCCCGAGGACGCCGCAGGGGCCCUGCUGGCCCCGGACACGGGCCGCGCAGUCAAGGAGCCCGAGGCGCCGCCGCCAAGUCCGGGCAAGGGCGGCGGAGGGCCGGCCUCGGAGAAGCCCGACCCGGCGCAGAAGCCCCCGUACUCGUACGUGGCGCUCAUCGCCAUGGCGAUCCGCGAGAGCGCGGAGAAGAGGCUCACGCUCUCCGGCAUCUACCAGUACAUCAUCGCCAAGUUCCCGUUCUACGAGAAGAACAAGAAGGGCUGGCAGAACAGCAUCCGGCACAACCUCAGCCUCAACGAGUGCUUCAUCAAGGUGCCGCGCGAGGGCGGCGGCGAGCGCAAGGGCAACUACUGGACGCUGGACCCGGCCUGCGAGGACAUGUUCGAGAAGGGCAACUACCGGCGCCGCCGCCGCAUGAAGCGCCCCUUCCGCCCGCCGCCCGCGCACUUCCAGCCCGGCAAGGGGCUCU
This is a messenger RNA of Chinchilla lanigera (long-tailed chinchilla), 512 nucleotides long. It is a transcript of the gene Foxl2, whose product is annotated as forkhead box L2. Gene Ontology annotation, biological process: anatomical structure morphogenesis; cell differentiation; regulation of transcription by RNA polymerase II. NCBI's taxonomy places the organism in Eukaryota, Metazoa, Chordata, Mammalia, Rodentia, Chinchillidae. The record is from RefSeq and is a predicted model, not a curated record. Gene Ontology annotation, molecular function: RNA polymerase II cis-regulatory region sequence-specific DNA binding; DNA-binding transcription factor activity, RNA polymerase II-specific.